This is a messenger RNA of Fusarium verticillioides 7600, 1442 nucleotides long. RefSeq lists its product as hypothetical. Bases 135 to 1244 code for a protein of 369 amino acids. The transcript has 2 exons. Lineage: Eukaryota; Fungi; Ascomycota; Sordariomycetes; Hypocreales; Nectriaceae. The record is from RefSeq and is a predicted model, not a curated record.
CCUAGGCUACGUACCCCUCCGUGAACUUGCAGCUUACAUCCACUGCAAUCACCGACACGGAUAUCAACUACAACGACAAUCAACCCUUGCCAACCUCGCUGUGUAGGUGUUUAUCGACAUCAUAUAAAGAAAACAUGUCUGAGCGAGUCGUGCCCCAGAAUAGCGACAGCGCUCCUGUCACUGGCCUGGCAGAAUUACUGGCCCAUCUCACUGAACUUCAUGAGCCAGGAAAUGAAUCGGCACCACUCAACAACAAGCUCUUUGACGAUGUUGAGCUUCAACUCACACCUUCAAACAUCCCUAUCAUUCAGCCAACUCUGCUCCCUCCGCUCAUGUCUCUCCUAAAGACCACUACUCAGGAUCCUACAAGCCUCAGCGUCGUCUUCUCUCUGACCACCAAGCUUCUUUCUCCCUUCUCCUUCACACAGUGCCUAUCACUCGGCGGUGCCGAGUCUCUUGUUUCUGCUCUUCAAUCACCGCUUCCUGGCGCAAACUUACUCGCUCUCAACAUCAUACAGAAGGCAGCCUCCAGUCCUGCAGAGGUUGAUUCCCUGGCUUCGUUGCCCGAGGCCGUCGAGGAGCUCCUUCGGAUAUGGCUGAGCUCACCAGAUGCAGAUGUUGGUGGUCGAUCUACCAGAGUGCUGGGCAGCCUGCUAGAGACUGAUUGCGACAUCAUUCCUGACACAACCAUGUCGAACGGCGUGAAUGGUGCCAGCCCAGCAGAGACACAGCUCAUCAAGCGCCGUAUCCCUGGUCACGCCAGUCUCUGGCGUCUAGUCAUAUGGGAUCGCCAUUACCUCGAACUUAUUGUCUCACUAUGCCGACCUGCGAUCAUCAACCGCCAAGCAACCUUUGCGCAGGAUCGCCUUCUUAGACUCAUUCCCCGUCUUACUGCGCUUCAUCCACGUGCCGUGACCAUAUCCCCAUUCCCAGACCUGUUCCCUCUUCCCGAGUACGCCGAUGAGUCCAUCGGGCAUGGACUACUUCAAUGGGCAGCGCUGAGCAUGGUGGACACCAGCGAUGUGCUCAUGCAUCAAACUCUCAUCGUUUUUUACGAAUCAUUUGUGAGCAUCAUGAGAAUUGCAGGACACUCGACGGAUAAGGAUGCUAUUGUGCGAAAUAUUGUUAAGGCGGCGACUUCACAAGAUCAGGAACUGAAGCAGGCGUUGAGGACGCUUCCAGAUCGGACCAUACAGGAGGAGGCAGAACCAUUAGCUAGAUACAUCAGUCGAAUCCUCGACUAGGUGCAGUUUGAUCUCGACGGAGCUUAGCAACAAAAGAAGAAAGAAUAUAGAAGUGAGGAGGGGCCAGUUGUUCUACCUAAGUACCGGAGACCAGCAUAUCAAUGUAUUGAUAUCAAAACCUUUAUCUCCUAUUUGCAGGAGAGAUUCUACAGUAUACAAUGAAAUACAUGCCUAAAUUUAGGAUGAGUUUGUCGAGCU